GCCAAAUGAUUUCACUUUGCCGUAUGCUCCAUGGAUCGCUAUAACCUUCUUGAACCUCAACAGCCUAACACCUCCCAUCCCAUGUACUAAAGCACCAUUUAGUUUUACACACCAAGACUUGUCACUCAAAUAGAAUCAAUCUGUCUGCCUUGUGAUACAUGUAUACAUCCAGUCCAUUCAUCCAGCGCCUCACCAGCACGAUGUUUUAUUUCAUAAAUUUCUUCUUUUCAACCAAAAUGGCUUUUCUAUCUCCACCAAAACAUCGGAAUCCCAAGGUGGCGAAUAGCAACUCUGCUGCGGAAGGCGGCAAGGGAAGAGCACUGCUGGAAUUCCCGAACCCACGUGCAAAAUCCAAAACCCCAGGUGGUAUUCCGGAUGCUACUGGAAAGCUGGCGUCAGCUGCAUGGUUGAGUAAUGGGAGGAAGCCGACCAAGUUGUUAAUGAAUGUGAACCUGCAGAGUAGUUUGGGGCCAGUGCAGGUGGUGAUGUCGCAGGAAGACAGCGUUGGGGAUUUGAUAAAGGCGGUUGUGGAUAUAUAUACGAGAGAGAAGAGGCGGCCCUUGUUGACAAGUAGUGAUCAUCGGAUUUAUGAGCUUCAUUACUCGCAGUUUUGUCUGGAAGGAUUGAAACCAGAGGAGAAGCUGAAGAAUUUGGGAUCGCGAAAUUUCUUUCUCUGUCAAAGACCUAGCCAUGCUGUGAUCAGCAUCAGUUCCUCUUGUUCGAACCAGGCUAAGGGAGGGACUCCAUUUCCAUUGACAAAGCUCAUGGAUUUCUUACUAUAGUUCUUAGUAUUUCCCAGCGUUAAAUUGUCUACAAAACAAGAACGAAGAACUUGAAAAUUUCAAUCUCUAUCAAGCGAAUAAAAUUUGCUAGAUGUAAAUGGUUGCUGUCUAGCUACAUAUCUUUUAUUAACC
Molecule: messenger RNA, 914 nt
Organism: Coffea eugenioides
Lineage: Eukaryota; Viridiplantae; Streptophyta; Magnoliopsida; Gentianales; Rubiaceae
Exons: 3
Coding region: 159-782 (207 amino acids)
Source: RefSeq, a predicted model, not a curated record